AUGCAUUGGAACUCAUGGAGUGGUAUUUUAUUAGUAUGGGAAUACAUAGUUAAUAUGCUAAUAAUUGUGAGUUGGGCAUCUCAAAGUCAACGGUAUGAAAAUAAUAACCAUGAUGACGAUGUCAAAGAAGAAGCUGAUGCUUCCAUUUACAGUGAUACCCUGGACACUCUUGUAGAAGAGGUGAUUGAAGAACAAGAACACAAAAUUGAUGAGGAUGAAGAACGGUUUAAAAUUGAUGAGGAGCUUAGAAAACGUAACACGGAUAAUAGAAUUCAACACCAGCAAAUAGUUGAUCUUCACGAGGAGAACAAGGAUUUGAUGGCAAUGAUUGCCAAACUUCACGAUGUUCAUGAGUCUUUGAAGAAAGAAAAUAAAAUGGUCACCGAUGAGAAUCAAAAUCUUAGAAAAGAUAUUGAUCGCAGCAAGGCGAAAAUCACCAAAAUAAAGGGAAAAAAUGUCAACUACCUGACUACCAAUAGUAGACUCAAAGUCAAACUCCAAAAUUCUCUUCUUGAAAAUAAAAAUCUAAGGAAAGAUCUUCAACUAGCCAGACAAACCAACACUGAUCAUCUUAGAUCUAUGAACCAAUUGUAUGAAAAGGUACAUUUGUUGAAGCAUCAAUUAACAAUCAAUGAUGACAAGCUCGCAUAUCAAAAUUAUGUGCGUAUAAAGGAAGAGGAGCUACAGCAUAAAUCGGCCUUGGUCGCAACGCUUACUGAAUCAAAUGAGAACUUACAAAAAGAAAUCGAGGACAAAAUGACUGAUUAUUUGAGUUUUCUCAAUAAGCUUUCUGAACUUCAAUCUUCAAACGACUCAUUCAAAGAAGAGGUAUCUAAAUUAGAAUUUAAGGUUGCGAGAUUAACGGAAGAUAAUCAAAGGGUGAGAAAUGAAAGAGCUGAGUCCAAACAACAACAAGAGGUCUUGACCAAGAAAAUUUCAGAAUUAAUUGAGGAAGUGAAGAUGAUGGAAGAAGUUAAUCAUGAUUUAAAUAUACAACAUGAGGAUCACUUAAAGGUAAUUGAGUCUUUGAGAAAAUUGAAUGAAAGCACAACCAAUACCCAAAAGAAGAUGAGAAAGGAACUUGACAACAGUUUGAUCUCAAAACAAGACGAAAUCAUCCGAUUGAAAAAAGAGAUUGAAAACUUGCAAGAUACCAAUACCAAUAUCAACCCUCAAGUGGCGCUCAACGAAGAUGCUAAGGAAAAUCAAGAAUUGAACCAAAAAAUUAUUAGAAUGUCAUCCACUAUAAGUCAAUAUAUUGUAAAGUUGUCUGAAAGUCAACUUUGUUUGAAGAUUAAAGAAAGCAAUGUUAAAGCAAUGAAGGAAGAGCUUACCCAACACCGAGACUUUUUUAAUAACUUGGAACCAUUUAUUGAUAAAUUUAGUCAAGAUUUUAUUACACUUGUAACUGUUGUCCAAAAAAUUGUGCCAAAGUACAAUGAGCAAAAGAUGUUUCUUAACAAGUUAAUUCAGAUGGUUUCUGUUGAGGAAAAGAAUUUUAUCAUGCUUAAUGAGCUCCGUGACAAAAAUUCACGUUUCAAAAAGCUUUUAAGACGAAUUCUUGAUGAGAAUCUCAGAGUUAAAAAUGAAUUAGAAAUUUCAUACUUAGAAAUUAAGUCUUUGAAGGAUCAGUUGCUACUAAAGGAUGAAUUUAUCACAGUGUUGAAGUAUGGAAAUGAUAAUAGUGCUUUGAAUCUACAAUUCUUGGUUAACCAUGCAACUAAUCAUGAUGAUUGUGAAAGGUCUGUCCUGCUUAAUGAUUUCCAAACCAAAGAUAUUUUCAUUAACGAUCAUCCCGUUGUUUCACCAUCAGAUAUUUCUCUGAUCGAUGAAAAUAGUAAUUGCCGGCUUUCUCCUGCGCUGCAACAAAGCGAUAUAUCUGAAACAAUGUCGACCAUUGACUCUAUUGCAACUCGUGCAAGCUCCAUUCAAAUCAAUUUGAAUGACUUGACGUUUUUUGGCCAAAAUGAGAAAUUUUCGGGGCAAUUAACUUCGUUUUUAAAAGGUGGUGUGGUGGAUGACAAUGAUAGAGACGGAGACGCCACCUUUUCAUUGGAUGAUAAUCAUGAGGAAGAAUUUCAGUUACAGAGAUUGAUGGACUCUUUGAACCCUGGAAAAACAAAUGAUGAGAUUUUUGCCAUGAAUGGUUCUGAUCUUAACGGUUUGACCAGUAAGAUGGAUAAAGAAGUGCAGCAAAUCAAACGCUUUUGCAUUUCUAAGACUUUGAAAUCAUGCUCACUUCCUAGACCGAGUAGUGCUGGAGACUCUUAUUCGAAUCAGUUUAACAAUAACAAUACUGCAAAGCCUCCACAGCUUUCACUUCAAAUCCCUAAGAAAUUGACGAUUUUCAAAGAUUCUGAAGGAGAUACUUCUGCAGAAUCUUCCCCAACAUCAUUAUCCUCAUCAUCUCCUGUAUCUUAUACUUUUUCGAAUGGAUUCACUUUAGGAAAGCCUCGAACUUCAAGGCGCUCUUCUCUUCAUUUAGAAAACCUGUUUUACACAACUACCAAACCUCAAUUCAAAACCCUUUCAUUGAAUAGUAAUGGCCGCUCCCACGAUUUGAAGUCAUUUGGUCUUACUCCAAAUACUAAAAACCAAACUAACGUUAAAAAUAGACAUAGGGUUUCAAAUUCUAUCAGUUGA
Saccharomycopsis crataegensis is the source of this 2643-nucleotide messenger RNA. RefSeq lists its product as uncharacterized. Lineage: Eukaryota; Fungi; Ascomycota; Saccharomycetes; Ascoideales; Saccharomycopsidaceae. The record is from RefSeq and is a predicted model, not a curated record. The transcript has a single exon. Bases 1 to 2643 code for a protein of 880 amino acids.